AAAAUUAUGUUUGUAAUAUGACCGUUACAAAACCUCAAUUUUAAAUCUACGCAUAAGCAUUACCUUUCAAAGACUCGAAAGAGAUCUUACACUCACCAGCCACCAUGAGAGACGAAGAACAGCAGCUCGAAACUGCAGAAGAGCUGAUGCAACAGCUGAGAUCAAAAGCUACCGAGCUCCUCCUCAGAGAAGAAUGGGAACAGUCCGUACAAGUCUACUCUCACUUCAUCAAUCUCUGCCAACAACAAAUCGUAAAAGCAACCCAUGAUUCAGCUCAACUUUCCAAACUCAAUAAAUCCCUCUGUUUAGCUUUCUCCAACAGAGCCGAGGCACGGUCGAGGUUGCGAGAUUUCAAUGAAGCACUGGUAGAUUGUGAAGAAGCAUUGAAAAUAGAGACUACCCAUUUCAAGGCUCUGCUCUGCAAAGGUAAAAUAUUGCUUAGUUUGAAUAGAUACUCCAUGGCUUUGGAUUGCUUUAGAGCCACUCUAAUGGAGGCCCACGCUAGUGGAAAUCUUGAAUCUGUUAAUGGAUUUUUGGAGAAAUGCAAGAAGCUUGAAUAUCAAUCAAGAACGGGUGCUUUUGAUCUCUCAAAUUGGAUCUUAAAUGGGUUUCAUGGAAAAUCUCCGGAAUUGGCUGAAUACAUUGGUCCUGUGAGGAUAAAGAAAUCCGAGAUUAGUGGACGAGGCCUCUUUGUGACAAAGAAUAUUGAUGCUGGGACUUUGGUUUUAGUCACUAAAGCCAUAGCCACUGAGAGAGGUAUAUUGUCCGAUGAAGAUUCAAGUGAGAAGGUGCAACUUGUUAUGUGGAAGAAUUUCAUUGAUAAAGUUAAGGAACGUAUUUCAAAAAGUCAAAGGACUCACCACUUGAUUAGUACAUUAUCUAGUGGUGAAAAUGAGGAUGAGCUAGAUGUUCCUGAUACCUGUCUGUUUAAACCUGAGACAGAAGAGAGUAGCCACUCAACUCAGGAGAUUGAUAUGGGUAGGAUUUUGAGCAUUUUGGAUGUGAAUUCUCUUGUGGAGAAUGCAGUUUCGGCAAAAGUUUUGGGGAAGAACAGAGGUCUUUAUGGUGUUGGGUUAUGGAUUCUAGCUUCAUUCAUAAACCAUUCUUGUAGUGGUAAUGCAAGGCGCACACAUGUGGGUGACAAUAUCAUAGUUCAUGUUUCUAGGGAUGUGAAGGCAGGUGAAGAGAUCACAUUUGCGUAUUUUGACACGCUUGUACCACUGGAGAAACGUAAGGAAAUGUCCCAGUCUUGGGGGUUUAAUUGCUGUUGUAAGAGGUGCAAGUUUGAGGAAGGAAUGAGUUCAAAGUCAAAGCAAGAGUUGAGGGAGAUCGAAAUGGGAGUUGAAAGAGGAAUGGAUGUAGGAAGUGCAGUUUAUAGAAUGGAGGAGAAUGUGAAAAGAUGGAUAGUAAGAGGGAAAGAGAAAGGGUAUUUGAGGGCAUCAUUCUGGAAAGCAUAUAGUGAGACAUAUGGAACGGAGAGGUUGAUGAAGAGGUGGGGAAGACGAAUUCCAGCAGUGGAAGUUGCGGUAGAUAGUGUUGCUGAAACUGUGGGUAGUGAUGAGAGGUUGUUGAAGGUUUUGAAGACAAAUGGUAGUGGAAUGGUUUUGAAGACAAAUGGUAGUGGAAUGGUUGAGAUGGAGAGAGCAACCAAGUUAGCAAAGGGUGUGUAUGGAAAGUUGGUGAAAAAGCAAGCAUUGAGAUCUCUUCUUGAGAUGGACAUUUGUUAACGUUUGUUUACUUGUGAGCUCUUUUUCAUUCAUCUUGUACACAAUUUUGUGACCAACAACAAUAAUUUGCUCUCUCAAAUGUGUAAAUUGAUUCCGCAUUGUUAGGGCUGGUUAUAUCCUUCUUUCUCUUUUUUGAUUCUACUAACUAGUAGAGUAACUUUGUCUUCUCUUCUAUCAAGAGAUCGACAAACCA
Molecule: messenger RNA, 1920 nt
Organism: Pistacia vera
Lineage: Eukaryota; Viridiplantae; Streptophyta; Magnoliopsida; Sapindales; Anacardiaceae
Exons: 2
Coding region: 105-1727 (540 amino acids)
Molecular function (GO): protein binding
Source: RefSeq, a predicted model, not a curated record